Messenger RNA from Penicillium arizonense, 948 nucleotides. RefSeq lists its product as uncharacterized. The transcript is spliced from 2 exons. The record is from RefSeq and is a predicted model, not a curated record. NCBI's taxonomy places the organism in Eukaryota, Fungi, Ascomycota, Eurotiomycetes, Eurotiales, Aspergillaceae. The coding region runs from base 1 to 948 and encodes 315 amino acids.
AUGAAUCAAGAUGGUCUGUCGCCCAAUGCCCGAAGUGCUACCAAGCCCCAAGAUCCAAAAGUUCUAGCUCGCCUUGAUCCCUUGAAUGAUGACGAGGAAAUCGACGCGAUUAUCGCCCUUCACCGCCUUCCCCUUUGGGCCCUUCUGCCACGUCUCCAGAGAGAUGGAUUUUUUUCGGCUGAGAAACCAACCCCCUGGAGCCUGCCUGUACUCAUCACAAUUGAAGCUGCCGAUGGCAGUGCGAAAUGCGCGGCCCUCGAAUUUGCCGGAGGUGCGACCGGCGGGGGUACCGGAACGGAUCAACCGACCAUCCGACUAGCCGCCGCGGCGAAACGGAUGGUCCGAGAGCGGAUCCAGGACCACUGGAAGAAGCAGUGGGAGAGCGAGAGGACCGCUCAGCCCACGAAGCGCUUGGUGGAGUGGCCAAGCAAGAAGACCUUACCUUUGCACGAAUGUCUUUCGAAACCGCGGUCAUCGAUCAUGAUACAAAUGCGAUCAAUGCGCAUUGCACUGAAGCAUUUCCUAUAUAAGAUCAAUGAGGUAGAGUCGGACAAAUGCCCCUGUGGAGAAGGCUCUCAGACACCGAGGCAUGUCUUGCUUCAAUGUGAGACCUUUAGCGCACUGGGAAAGAAGCUUUUUGACCAGUUGCAUCGAGCAAUUGGGCCAUCUGAACUGUCGAAUUAUGACAGCAUUGUUUCAAACCCGCUGGCAACCCGCUACGUUACUAAAUUUAUGCACCAAACCGGUCUUCUUGCUCAGUUUCAACACGCUGAUCAAGAAGAGUCCGAUGACGAACCAGAUGAAGACCUCGAGGUCAUGGAGCAGAGUCCCGAAGACGCUGGGCACUACCCAAUGCUUGCCAACACCGUCGAGGGUGGAGAGAACCUCGAUGAGCUAUUCGAAUACACGUUGCCGGUGUGGGCACUAAGCAACACAACACCCAGUUGA